This is a messenger RNA of Schistocerca cancellata (South American locust), 543 nucleotides long. RefSeq lists its product as uncharacterized. The transcript is spliced from 2 exons. NCBI's taxonomy places the organism in Eukaryota, Metazoa, Arthropoda, Insecta, Orthoptera, Acrididae. Bases 1 to 543 code for a protein of 180 amino acids. The record is from RefSeq and is a predicted model, not a curated record.
AUGCCGUUGCUUGCUGUUACCACGGCUGCUAUGCAGGCAACGCCAAAUGUGCCGCUUGCCGCGCAUGCGCCCCCGCAGCACACAGUUGCUGUGGGCCAGUUCUGCCAGUUUCAGCUGGAGCAGACGACUCGGCUGACGCAAACCGUAUCGAAGUCCGUGCGCGCGGCGGCCACGGCCCCGCAAGCCGCCGGGCCAAGGAGCUCUGGGUCUGCCGACCUAGAAACCGUGGAUUGGGUACCGCCAGUCGCCGGGCCGCCGCCGCUGGAGCCGCCGACGCCGCCGCCGCCCACGUCUCCCGAGGUCACUACCCUGACGGGUGCGAUGGAUUCACUGGCGCCCACGGACAGCCCGAUGGCGAACCCACCUAUUGUGGACGCCGCGGCUGUGGGUGGACCGUUGCCUUCUUCCGCACACUUCCCUCGUUUAUGUGUGGAGCGCAGGGCACCGGCCGGGAGGCAGACCGGGGCCAGAGUCGAGGGCCAGAGCAACCCCGGUCCCAUCACUAACGGUCUCACCCACACCUUCUCCCCGUCGUCGUCGUAG